Molecule: messenger RNA, 1709 nt
Organism: Vigna radiata var. radiata (mung bean)
Lineage: Eukaryota; Viridiplantae; Streptophyta; Magnoliopsida; Fabales; Fabaceae
Product: probable serine protease EDA2
Exons: 12
Coding region: 69-1538 (489 amino acids)
Biological process (GO): proteolysis
Cellular component (GO): vacuole
Molecular function (GO): serine-type exopeptidase activity; dipeptidyl-peptidase activity
Source: RefSeq, a predicted model, not a curated record
UAUAUUUUUAAUAUUUGAGGUUGGAAGACUCUACACAUCAUUCCAUUUUCACAAGGAAGCAGAGUAUCAUGGCCAUGAGACGGAAAGAUUGGGUGAUUGCGACAGCGUUAACGUUGUUGCUGUUUGUUUAUUUUCCGGCGUUCAGUUACGGACUCGUUCCUCCUCGUACGCUGCUCAAUAAGUUGUCGGAGGGCAAAUAUCUCACCAAUCAGGAGCACUGGUUCGACCAAACCCUCGAUCACUUCUCUCCCAAUGAUCACCGACAAUUCCGGCAGCGUUACUAUGAGUUCCUAGACUAUUUCCGGAUUCCCGAUGGACCAAUUUUUUUGUUAAUCGGUGGCGAAGGCACAUCCAAUGGCAUAGCGAAUGACUAUCUAGCUGUACUGGCAAAGAAGUUUGGCGCAGCUUUGGUUUCUCUGGAACAUCGCUACUACGGAAAGAGUUCUCCGUUUAGUUCUUUGGAGACAGAAAAUUUGAAAUAUCUUUCAUCCAAGCAGGCACUCUCUGAUUUGGCCACUUUUCGCCAGUAUUAUCAGGAGUCCUUAAAUGCCAAGCUUAAUAGAACAAAAAUUGAAAACCCCUGGUUCAUUUUUGGUGGCUCAUAUUCUGGAGCACUCAGUGCAUGGUUCCGUCUUAAAUUUCCCCAUUUAACUUGUGGAAGUCUGGCAAGUUCAGCAGUUGUUCUUGCUGUUUAUAACUUCACAGAAUUUGAUCAGCAGGUUGGUGAGUCAGCAGGUCCUGAAUGUAAAGCAGUGCUGCAAGAGAUUACUCAACUCGUUGAACAAAAGCUUGCAAGCAGUGGAAGCAAAGUGAAGGCCACUUUUGAUGCAGAAGAUCUUGAAAUAGAUGGAGACUUUUUUUAUUAUUUGGCUGAUGCUGCUGCUGUAGCAUUUCAAUAUGGAAAUCCAGAUAAAGUAUGCGAGCCUAUAGUUAAAGCUAAGAAGGCUGGAGAGGACUUGGUGGAUGCUUAUGCCAAAUAUGUUAAAGAGUACUAUGCUGGAACUUUUGGUGUUACUGUGCAGAGUUAUGAUCAGAAGUACUUGAAAAGAACUGAUAUUAAUAAAGACAGUUCAUCUCGAUUAUGGUGGUUUCAAGUUUGCACUGAAGUUGCGUACUUUCAGGUGGCUCCCUCAAAUGAUAGCAUUCGCUCCUCAAAAGUUGACGCAAAAUACCACUUGGACCUUUGCGAAAAUGUCUUUGGAAAGGGUACCUUUCCUGACGUUGAUGCAACUAACUUAUACUAUGGUGGCACAAAAAUUGCUGGUUCCAAAAUAAUAUUUACAAACGGCUCACAAGACCCUUGGCGCCAUGCGUCCAAACAAACUUCAUCUCCUGAUAUGCCCUCCUACGUUGUUUCAUGUUCUAACUGUGGCCACUGUUCUGAUUAUCGAGGAUGUCCUCAAGUUCCUUUCGCCAUUGAAGGUAGUGAGAAAAACUGCACCUCUCCUGAUGCAGUUCACAAAGUAAGACAAAAGAUUUCAGAAAAUAUGGACUUGUGGUUAUCCGAGUGCGUGGACACGGGCAGAAGUUUUAUAUGAUUAUUUACAUACACCAUUUGCACGAUGCACUAUAACUUUACAUCACUUUUGGAAUUUCUUUCCUUUAAAAAGAUAAUGUUUACACCCUGCAAUAUUUUGUUAAACGACUAUGUAUAAAAUGACCAAAUAUAAAGCAAAAUAUAUGUAUGCACUGUUAUGUUUAUGUAUUUA